AUGUCAUGGAACGCCGGCCACAUCAGGGAUAAGAAAAUCUCAUUACCCAAAGUCACCGACAAAACGCGCACCCUCGUGAAGUUUAUGCGCAAAACGAACACGAAUCUGGCGUGUGUCGUGGAAUGGACGAGCAAGCUCCAGGCCAAAAACGUGUGCGCGGAACUCAGGCGCGGGGAUAACGGAAGAGUGUUCGAUUUUCUAUGCACAGCCUACUUUCAAGGCCAAGACACGAAUCACUUGCUGGUGUAUGACACAGCCUUUUGGAGACCGGAGACAUUUAAGACGUCGGACGAGAAGAUCACAGAUAUGGAGCUUCGAUCCCGAUACACUCACAAUGAUGCACUUGGUCGGCUCAAAGACGCCAUCGCUUGGUUUCGCACCAAGUACCCUCGUGACAAAGUACUGGUCAUGGGUGACUUCAACUGCCACCGAAACAUUGGCCAAGAUGUUCGCAACCUGACAUUACACAACAACUUACAGCUGAGGUGUCCGGUAAACCCGAUCCGUCCAAACCCGAUUGACGGCAUUUUCGUUUCACAGCAAGUGAAUGCGAUCAACCCGCUCGAAAUGACGAAAGUUACUCAGGAACAUGAACUGUUUGAUCACUCACCGCUCGGGCUCACCCUCAGUCUCAACUAA
This is a messenger RNA of Salpingoeca rosetta, 639 nucleotides long. RefSeq lists its product as uncharacterized. Lineage: Eukaryota; Choanoflagellata; Craspedida; Salpingoecidae. Bases 1 to 639 code for a protein of 212 amino acids. The transcript has 2 exons. The record is from RefSeq and is a predicted model, not a curated record.